Molecule: messenger RNA, 2442 nt
Organism: Onychomys torridus (southern grasshopper mouse)
Lineage: Eukaryota; Metazoa; Chordata; Mammalia; Rodentia; Cricetidae
Product: gastrula zinc finger protein XlCGF57.1-like
Exons: 4
Coding region: 92-1894 (600 amino acids)
Biological process (GO): regulation of DNA-templated transcription
Source: RefSeq, a predicted model, not a curated record
GCUCAGUAGUUAUAGGUGGAUCUCCAGUUCUGUGUGCUGGGCUGUGACAGGCUGGUAGAAGUGAGAAGAGCCUGUGAUCUCGGAAUCCACCAUGGAUGCAGUGACCUAUGAGGAUGUGCAUGUGAACUUCACUCAUGAAGAGUGGGCUUUGCUGGAUCCUUCCCAGAAGAGUCUCUACAAAGAUGUAAUGCUGGAAACCUACUGGAACCUCACUUGUAUAGGAUACAAAUGGGAAGACAACAAUAUUGAAGAACAUUAUCAAAAUUCUACAAGACUUGGAAGAUAUGUCAUCUGUCACUCUGUAUAUAAUCCAUAUAUGCAUAAGGGGAAUGGAAAGAAGCAUUGGACUUCUGUUUCUCUCAGAACAACUGGAAGAUAUGUGGUAGUCCCCAUUAUGAGAAGACUUGAUGACUGUGAUACAAGUUUACAAUUAAAUAGUUUUCCAACUUCAGUGGGAAUUCAUCAACAAACUCUCAUUGGAGAAAAACCUUUUGAGUACCAGGAAUAUGGAAAUUCAUCUCUCUCUACUGGUUCACUGUGCACAUGUGGUGUGGCUCACAGUAUAAGAAAAUGUUAUGAAUGCAAUCAGUGUGGUCAGACCCUGAGUUCUUCAAGUUCUCUUCAAAGAUGUGAAAAAGCUCAUGUGGGAAGAGAAAAUACUAAAUGUGAGUCAUCUACUACAGGCUUUAGGCUUGACAGGCAUCUUCAAACACACCAAACAACCAAUAAUGAAGAGGCUCUCUGUGAAUGUAAUAAACAUGAUAAAGCCUUUAGAUCUGAUUGCUCUUUAGAAGUAUACAAAAGAACUAAUUUCGAGGGAAAAUGCUAUGAGUAUGAUCAAAGAAUUAAAGCCUUUGCAUGUCACAAUCUUCAUCAUCAAGUACAUAGAAUUCGAACUAGAAAGAAAUGCUAUGAAUGUAAUCAAUGUAGUAAAGCCUUUGUACAGAAGAGUGAUCUUCACAGACAUGAAAGAGUUCAUACUGGAGAGAAACCCUAUGUGUGUAAACUAUGUGGUAAAGCCUUUGCACAAAAAACUAAUCUUCUAAGUCAUGAAAAAAUUCAUACUGGAGAGAAACCAUUUGAAUGUUAUCAAUGUGGUAAAGCAUUUUUAAUGAAGAGUAAUCUUCUCCGCCAUGAAAGAAUUCAUACUGGAGAGAAACCCUAUGAAUAUAAUCAAUGUGGUAAAGCCUUUGCACAGAAGAUUAGUCUUCAAAGUCAUGAAAUAAUCCAUUCUGGAGAGAAGCCCUAUGAAUGUAAUCAAUGUGGUAGAGCCUUUGCCACGAAGAGUUAUCUUCCCACCCAUGAAGGAAUUCAUGCUGGAGAGAAACCCUAUGAGUGUAAUCAUUGUUGUAAAGCCUUUGCACAGAAGAGUAGUCUUCAAAGUCAUGAAAGAAUUCACACUGGGGAGAAACCCUAUAAUUGUAACCAAUGUGGUAAAGGCUUUGCACACAAGGGUAGUCUUCAAAAUCAUGAAAGAAUUCAUACUGGAGAGAAACGCUAUAAAUGUAACCAAUGUGGUAAAGGCUUUUCACAGAAGGGUAGUCUUCAAAGUCAUGAAAGAAUUCAUACUGGAGAGAAACCCUAUAAAUGUAACCAAUGUGGUAAAGGCUUUGCACAGAAGGGUAGUCUUCAAUGUCAUGAAAGAAUUCAUACUGGAGAGAAACCCUAUAACUGUAACCAAUGUGGUAAAGGCUUUGCACAGAAGGGUGGUCUUCAAUGUCAUGAAAGAAUUCAUACUGGGGAGAAGCCCUAUAAAUGUAACCAAUGUGGUAAAGCAUUUGCAAAGAAGACUAAUCUUCUCAGUCAUGAAAGAAUUCAUACUGGACAGUACCAUAUGGAUGUAAUCAAUGUGGUAAUAUCAGAUGUGAGCUGCCAUGUAGGUGCUGCAAACUGAAGUCUGUUUUCUACAAGAGAUACUUGCUGGAGCCCAGUUCCAUAGGGGUUUAGGUCCCAAAGAAGAGAUCAGGCAUUAGUAGAGGAAGGAGAAUGCCAUGAUCUGAGAGGGAAGCAGUAGAGCUGCUGCUUUACUGAAAAAUGACUCCACAUUUUAUGCUCUAUAACUGAAUCUUAGUUUAGACACAAGCAGAUUAAAAACAGACUUACUGAUUCCAGGAUAAAAGCAGCCAUCAACUUCAUUACCACAUUUUUACUGAGUCAAAUAGUGAUAAAUUCAGCAAGUAUCUUAAUGCCUUUCUGGAUGUGAGCCCAUUGUUUCCUUUCAUAGUUGCUUUCAUCCUUGGAACUAGGUCUAUCCAGUUAGUAAAUCAUUACGUUCUCUAUUUUUCGUGUAAUCUUGUGUGGAAGUAGGCAUAGUCAUCACAUUGUGUGGUUCCAUGGUGGUGGGAUUUUUUCAAAAAUUUUGUUUAAAGAGACCUCCCUGCCUAUGUAUACAUUCCCAUCCUCCAGUUUAGCCAGCAAAAAAAAAAAAAAAAAUUCCCUCAG